This is a messenger RNA of Hyposmocoma kahamanoa, 1965 nucleotides long. RefSeq names its product translation factor GUF1 homolog, mitochondrial (gene waw). Gene Ontology annotation, cellular component: mitochondrion. Gene Ontology annotation, biological process: positive regulation of translation. The coding region runs from base 25 to 1956 and encodes 643 amino acids. The record is from RefSeq and is a predicted model, not a curated record. NCBI's taxonomy places the organism in Eukaryota, Metazoa, Arthropoda, Insecta, Lepidoptera, Cosmopterigidae. The transcript is spliced from 11 exons. Gene Ontology annotation, molecular function: GTP binding; mitochondrial ribosome binding; GTPase activity.
AUGUUUAAAAUACGAUAAUACGUGAUGAUAAUGGUGCGAAUAACAUGCGUUAAUAAUUUAAAAUGUUUAUACUUAAAUAGCGCUCUGCGCUUUCAUCAAAGAUUGUCAAUAAAGCGUAUGUGCAGCACGGACUCCCAUAAUAAGCUCCCAGAUGUAAAUAAGAUACGAAACUUUAGUAUAGUAGCUCAUGUUGAUCACGGAAAGAGUACAUUGGCAGACAGACUUUUAGAAAUUACUGGUGUCAUUAAGCCAGGUGCUGAACACGCACAAGUCUUGGAUCAGUUACAGGUGGAGAGAGAAAGAGGUAUCACGGUGAAAGCUGUCACCGCAUCAUUAAACUACACAUACAAAAAUGAACAGUACCUGCUUAAUCUUAUAGACACACCAGGCCAUGUGGAUUUUUCAAAUGAGGUUGUCCGCAGUGUAACAGCAUGUCAAGGAGUAAUAUUGCUAGUAGAUGCAAACGAAGGAGUCCAGGCUCAAACCGUAGCAGUUCACUCCUUAGCCAAAAGUAACAACCUCACAGUAAUACCUACAUUAAAUAAAGUGGAUUUACCCAGAGCUGACCCUGAAAAAGUAAAAGGACAGUUAAAUUCAUUAUUCAAAAUUGAUCCUGAGACAGUAUUGAGUAUAUCCGCAAAGAAAGGAUGGGGAGUAACAGAUCUGUUAGAAGCCGUAAUAACACGUAUACCGCCUCCAAAAGUUGACAUAAAUGGUUAUUUUAAAGCUCACAUCAUAGACACAUGGCACGAUAAAUAUAGAGGCAUAUUAUGCUUAGCAUACAUUCAUUCUGGGAAAAUUCAAAUUGGUCAGAUGGUAAAAUGGCAGUCGGAUUCUAAACAACACUUGCUGAAGUAUUUGGCCCUUUUAAGACCUAGUGAGGAGCCUAUUGAAACAGCUGUGGCUGGACAAGUUGUAAUGGUAGGAUGUGGCCCCAAAGGCGGUGGUAGUGUAGGAGAUCAACUUCUCUCCAUAGACGUGGCUGAAACCACUCAUGUAGCUACAGUACCUCCCGUCCGACAUAUGGUCUACGCUGGCAUCUUCCCUUCUGAUCAAUCGCAGCAUAAUAUGUUGAGUGACGCUAUAAAGAAGCUCGCCUUAAAUGAUUCGGCUGUUAGUGUUACCGCUGAUUCCAGCCCUGCUCUGGGUCAAGGUUGGCGCGUAGGUUUCCUAGGCCUAUUGCAUUUAGAUGUAUUCACACAACGAUUGCUGCAGGAAUAUAAAGCUGAAGCCAUAUUGACUGCUCCGUCUGUACCUUAUAAAAUCAAAGUGAAAGGUGCUAAAACAAUUAAAGAGUUCAAAGGCGAAGAAGUUAUAAUCACAAAUCCUUUACAACUGCCAGAUCCGAACAACAUAGCCGAAUAUUAUGAACCAUUCGUGAUAGGAACAAUAAUAACACCAGUGGAAUUCAUUGGGCCCGUAACCUCGCUCUGCAUGGAUCGCCGAGGCUCUCCGCUACCGUCCAACGCAGUCGAUGACAAAAUGACCAUGAUGCAGUUCGUACUGCCAUUGUCAGAAGUUGUUAUAGACUUCCAUGACACUUUGAAGAGCAUUACUUCAGGGUUUGCCAGUUUUGAUUAUCAGGAUUACGGGUUUCAUGCUAGUUCUUUAGUUAGGAUGGACAUUGUACUGAACGGCGUAUUAGUAGACGAGCUCUCCACAAUAGUACACACGAGUCGUUUAGAAUACACUGCAAGGAGAUUAACUGAGAAACUAAAGGAAAUGAUUCCACGGCAGAUGGUUCAGGUGGCCAUCCAAGCUGUAGUCGGCGGCAAAGUAUGCGCAAGGGAAACUUUAAAAGCUUAUAGGAAAGAUGUUACGGCUAAACUGUACGGUGGUGACGUAACCCGAAGAAAGAAGCUAUUGAAACAGCAAGCAGAAGGCAAGAAGAAAAUGCGAAGUGUAGCCAAUAUUAAAAUACCGAGAAACACUUUUAUUGAUGUAUUGAAAAGAUAGGACACAUUA